CCGGCAAGCUCGGAUAAUACAAUAGGUAUAUGUGUACAUAUAGACGCACUUCACAAUCCGAGAGUAGUCAAGAAGCAAAACCCAAAGAAAGCAGCGAACUCAACAUUAUAUGCUGUAUAUGUCAGCAUAUACUAUAUGUAUUUAUCAGCGCAUAAGUGCUUAUCUUAUUGCUCAUAUAUAAGCAGUGUACGGUAUCGAUCGGCUCGGCAGUUUGUUUCUCAUUUCUGAAUGAGUUUUUCUCUCCUCUGAGCAGCGGAUACGAUUCAGAAGUUAAUCGACGAGUCUACGCAUGAACGCCAUCCUUUGUUUAAUUGCAUCCUACUCAUAAAAACUUGGUACGGGAAAAAUCAUGGCAUAUGAGAUGAAGAAGAAGAAGCGUGAUCCAAAAUGUAUCAAUCCUAAAUUAAUUAUAGACAUUUUUAAUUCACUUAAGAUUGAAAAUCAAGAGAAACUGAAUGAAGCAGCUAAAUAUUUUGAAAGUCAAGUACAAGUUUGUAACAAUAUAAAAAAAAUUGUGACCAAACCUAAACAAUCUGGUCCUAAUAAGCAAAAGAAAUCUAAUAAAGAUAAUAAAUGUAAACUUAGUGAUUUGUAUAGACGCCAAAAGCAUAGAGCUCUUCAAGAGAUUUUGAUUGGCCCUACAUUGCACUGUCCAAUUAGUGCAGAUAAAAUUGAAAAGUAUUAUGCAGAUAUUUUGAUGGUAAAACCACAAUGUAAUAUUGAUAAUAUACCAAUGUCUUUAUGGCCAAAAAAUAAGCCAGAUGAUAUAGCAAAUUUGACUUUGACAAAGGAAUUUACACUUAAAGAAGUAAGAUCCAAAUUAUUAUCAAAAAUUCACAAUUUUUUGAGUUCUUCACGCAGUCCUGGGUUAGAUAGAAUCAAAUUUGAUCAACUUCGUUUUUAUGAUUCAGAUUGUUCUAAAAUGACAAGUCUUUUCAAUGCUUGUUUGAAACUUCAAACUGUUCCAGAAAUAUGGAUGGAAUUUUAUUCAGUUCUAGUUAAAAAAACAAAUAGUAAUUUAGACAGUGAUGAUGCAGGAAGCAAUAAUAUGGAUAAUAAGGCUUUAUUAAAUAUACAGAACUGGUACCCAGUCACCAUGGAACGAACUAUAUCAAAACUUUUUCAAAGCCUCAUUGCAGUAAGAUUAACAGCUUGGGCCAAUAAAACUGGAAGGCUUAGUGCAACUCAGAAAGGAUUUCUUGUAUACAAUGCUGCCUGUGAAAGUAGCUUUAUUUUGCAAGAAUGUAAAAAAUUUGCUGAAGAGGAAAAAAAAGAUCUAGCCAUUGCUUGGCUUGAUUUUGAAAAUGCUUCUGAAAGUAUACCACAAUCUGCUAUACUGAAUGCAUUAACUAAACACUCAGUUCCUCUUUCUAUUAUUGAAAUUAUUAGAAAGAUAUUUGAAUAUUCAAAAACAAAAUUCAGGGUAACUGAUGAUAGUUCUGAUAUUUGCUUUACCAAGCCCAUAUCAAUUUUUAAGGGUUUGCCUCCAGGUUCACCUAUCAAUCCAAUACUUCUUGAUUUGUUAAUUGAACCUAUUUUGAGAGAUUUAUCUAAUGCAGUACAUGACACUUUUGAAAUUCACAAACAAAGAAUCAAUCACUAUGCCAUUCCACAUGAACUUACUUUGAUAGCUGAUUCAUCAUGCAAGCUUCAGAAUUUAUUAAUUCUGGUAGAAAAAAAUGCAAAAUUACUAGGGUUGAAAUUUAACAUUCAUAAAUGCUCAACUUAUCAUUAUUGUGGCAAAGAGAGAAAAGUGAGAUCAAAUAAUAAGUUUGCCUUUUUUGGACAAAAAUUAAGUACCUUGCUACAAGAAAAAAUUGAAGAAUUCUUUGGAGUUAAGCAAAGUUUAUCAAUUGGUCAAAACAGUUGCCCAAGUAUUCCAGAGAUGAUUAAAAAUAUAAAAGCUAUUGAUGAAUCUUCAUUGAAAUUCUAUCAAAAAGUAGAAUCUAUUCUGAUGUAUAUUAUUCCACGCGUUGAGAAUUGCUUAAGAGGAUUGCAAGGUACAGAAACCAUAGCAUUUGGAACAGAAGAUAAAGUUACCGAUUCUCUUAAAAAAGCAGACGAACUUUUGAUGGAUAGAUUCAAAUGUUGGUUGAAUCUAUCUAAAAAUGCAAGUCCAAGAUCAAUUGUUUACCAAGUUGCAGGUACAAAACAGUCUCUGAAAGAAGAUAUGGACAAACUUAUUAAUGACUUUAGUCUUUUAUCUACCAAGCAAAAUGUGAUGGACAAAGUUCUAACUGUUAAGUAUAAUUACCUUCCAUUUAUGGAUCUAUUUUACAUCAUGAAAAUUGUACAAGCAUUUAAAAUGCUUACAUCACAAGAUAGAAUUGUUAAAGAAGUUGCUUUUGCUGCAUUAAUGGCAGAGGUAAAUAAUUUAAUACCAAAUAAAAUGAGAAUAAAGGUUAAUGAACAACAUCUUGUACAAUAUUUGUCUGGAGAUUUACACGUAAUAAACAAGAAAUCUAAUUCAUUGUGGUGCUUAGUUCGAGAAGCUUCAUUAAGACUUAAAAUAAAAUUACAAUUAAAAUGGAAGUAUAAUGAUAGAAUUCAAUUGGUGAUUAGGUUUGGAGAUGUUAAAAGGAAAAAGAUUUUUAGUGGAAAGGAUGUAAAUAGUAUGGAAGAAAAGUUGAAAAUUGCUUUAGUCGAAUAUUACAUAGAUCAAACCAUGAAAAUGGGUUCAGGUCCAGAAGAUUAUUUAAAAGCUAUCACAUAAAAUAUAAAUAAUAUAUGUUUUUUAUUAACACUAUUCAAAUUUUUUAAACGCAACUUAUGUGAGAUUACUUAUAAAAGAUAUUUUACAGUAGUAUGUGUAAUACGUAAUGUUAAAUAUUAUACUAUUAUAAUUGUCUUAAAUAAAAAUCAA
This is a messenger RNA of Phymastichus coffea, 2863 nucleotides long. RefSeq lists its product as uncharacterized. Bases 350 to 2713 code for a protein of 787 amino acids. The record is from RefSeq and is a predicted model, not a curated record. NCBI's taxonomy places the organism in Eukaryota, Metazoa, Arthropoda, Insecta, Hymenoptera, Eulophidae. The transcript has 4 exons.